CUGAACUGAAAACCAUUCUCACCUCCACCAUGAAGAGUUUCCGUGCGAUCCGAAGCAGGCACAGUAAGUCCAGGGCUAUCCUGCAUUUAACCCUGGCCGUGGUGGUUCUAUGCUUGAUCAAACUACUUUUCGCCUACCGUACGUCAGAAGCCAAUAUGCACAGGGGACAUCGGCCCCAACCCGUCAUAGGCAAAGUGACAAUGAUAUACGGCAACCACACGGUUUAUGAAAGAGCACUGGAUACGCACAGAGAGCAUGGCCGUCGACUAGGUUACCCGCUUACUGUCCUACGGAAGCCUAUCCUGGAUGGUGUGUGGAACAAGUGUGCAAUCCUUCUGUCCAUGCUCCUGCAGGAGUUGGAGAAGCCGGAAGGUCAGAGACUGGAGUGGUUGUUCUGGUUUGACAGUGACACAGUGCUCAUGAACCCUAACAUGCCGCUGGAGACCUUUCUACCCCCAUCUCAUCUGUCCAAUGUCCACUUGCUUCUUACAAAAGACUGGAACGGAGUGAACAACGGCGUCUUUCCGAUCAGAGUCCAUCCAUGGUCCGUUGAACUACUUUCAGCCGUUCUCUCCUAUCCAACCAUGAAUCCGGACGUUGAUCUCUUCUGGCAUGAGCAGUCGGCCAUGAGCAAUAUCUUAGAAGAAAGCAAAUAUUUCGCUGAUUCUGUUGUGUUUUGCCCAUUGCGCUGGUUUAAUGCCUACAUGAGACAUCCAAACGGAGAAGAUCUAAACCCUGACUCUCCUGCGGAUCUUCAGGUACAUCCUGGUGAUCUCCUUGUUCAUUUUCCAGGAACACCCCGUGAUAAGCUGGAGGAGACACUUGGGCCCUAUCUUGCGAUCGCCCAGGCACAUCGAGAAAAGUGGGAGCCGCGUCUGGAGAGUACGGGGUAUAUGGAGGAGACGAGGAAAUUCUGGGAGAAGAUACAGCGAGAGCCUCGUUGAAAUGAUGUAUAGUAUAUACGCCUGGCACAGAUCUGCGUAAAUGGCAUUAACUUGACCAUAAGUCUUUUGGCACUCCUGGAAUAAGCAGAAAGAAGCUAUAGAAGCUGCAAGUCAACAGCCAUCAUGAGAUAUAGUUUGAAGGCAAUUUUUGUGAUUGCAAAGUCAAUGUGGUUCUAGAAAUUCCAAGAUAUAUCCCUGACAUAUAUAUCCAAAUACAAGCGUUGCACAAGAAAAAAAAAAAAAAAAAACACCUGAAAUGCAUACUUAUAUCUUCUCCAAACCUCAUGCUUCAUGCCUCGGAACUUUCGUACCCCCAACUCCAGGCGGAGAAGCUGGAGUAACCCGAAAAGACGGUUCCCCUGCACUGUUCUGAAAUCCCACCUUUUCUAUCAUGUCCGUGAAAUUCACCUCAGGCAUCUUUACUCGAUCUUGAGGUUUUACAAAAUGUAUAGAGCCCGGACCGGAGCGUACCAUGCCCGGUGGGGUAUAUACCCUUAUAUUCCCCGUGCUUGAUUGUCUCCGUAACAUGACGCUUUGCGGAGGUGUGACUGGGAAAGGGGGUAAGUUCUUCAUCGUAUUCGAAGGUGGCGGUGGUUUUCGACUGGGACCAAGUACGCUUUUCACCCGAGAUGUUGUACGACUUAGUCUGGAUUGCCGCGGUUCGCAUUUUCGUUGGACACGUAGGAAAUCUGUGCGGCAGGAAGCAUCUCCCGAUGGAAUGGGCCCAGAGAUGUUAACAGCGACUCCGUCGACUGAUCGCUUAGUGGAGCGUGAAGCAUUGUGAGUGGGUAAAGACUGCUUCUUCGGCCGCUUCCUCAGACAGUAGAAUGCAAUGAACGCUCCUGCGGCUCCCGCAAUAGCGCCGGGAAAGAAGCCAGCUGCGACGGCCUUGGCCGGAAAGGAAGGGCAUAUAGAUUUUAUAUCAUCCAAGGACGAGGCAGGCACUGAAGAAGAGGACGAGGACAUAGAACCGGGUAUUACAAGACUCGAAGCCGUCAAAGUUGAAGUCGUAGAAGGAGAAUCCAGCCCCAAAGUUAAGGUUGCAUUAAAACUGGAAGCUUUA
Monascus purpureus is the source of this 2007-nucleotide messenger RNA. NCBI's taxonomy places the organism in Eukaryota, Fungi, Ascomycota, Eurotiomycetes, Eurotiales, Aspergillaceae. The record is from the annotation of a GenBank genome assembly.